Molecule: messenger RNA, 2803 nt
Organism: Nerophis ophidion (straightnose pipefish)
Lineage: Eukaryota; Metazoa; Chordata; Actinopteri; Syngnathiformes; Syngnathidae
Product: ATP synthase subunit C lysine N-methyltransferase-like
Exons: 5
Coding region: 95-766 (223 amino acids)
Biological process (GO): positive regulation of proton-transporting ATP synthase activity, rotational mechanism; peptidyl-lysine trimethylation; regulation of mitochondrial ATP synthesis coupled proton transport
Cellular component (GO): mitochondrion
Molecular function (GO): protein-lysine N-methyltransferase activity
Source: RefSeq, a predicted model, not a curated record
AGAAAUUUGGCGAGACAGCGGAAAUGUCUGCGGAAGCGGAACUUGUGUCAAGUCGGAAUGAUUUUGGCGGUGCACUCAAAGUUGACAGUCUAUCAUGUCGGAAGAUGAGCUGCCCCCGGAGAGUUCGGGCCAGCGUGCGGCGGGGAGCACCCGCAGCCGGCGGGGUGUGCUGCUGACGGGGCUGCUGGGAGGUUCUCUGCUCGGCAUCUACUUGCUGACUACACCCUUCUUGCUGCCGGCCCUCAGGAAAGUCUGCCUACCGUUUGUCCCCGCCACCCCCGCCCAGGUGCACAAUGUCCUGCGGGCACUGCGGGCCAGCUCCGGCACUCUGGUGGACAUUGGCAGCGGAGAUGGGAGGAUUGUGAUCGCAGCAGCAAGGCGUGGAUUUCAGGCUUCGGGCUUUGAGUUGAACCCCUGGCUGGUGUGGUACUCUCGCUACAAGGCCUGGAGGGAAGGAGUCCACCACUCCACCUCCUUUCACAUCUCCGACUUAUGGAAGGUCAGCUUUGCAGAAUACACCAACGUUGUCAUAUUUGGAGUGCCUCAAAUGAUGGACCAACUGGAGCUGAAGCUGGAGAAGGAGUUACCCAGCUGCGCUAAGGUGGUGGCCUGCAGAUUCCCCUUUCCCAACUGGGUCCCUGAACACACCGCCGGGGAGGGCAUGGACACCGUGUGGGUGUAUGAAUCCGGGUCCUUUAAGUCACACAGGACCGAGGAACACAACCUCACACUUUUGCAAGGACAGAAAGUUGAAGAGUCCACAUGAUGAACAAGAGAGGACCUGAGACGGAGCCUUGAGGAACACCACUCGUCUAACUGAGUUGAGUGCAUGUGAAGUAAACAAGCUACUGCAACACGUAAGUUCCAUAAAUCACAUUAUUUUAAACAUUUAAAAAGGAGAGGACUUAAAGGGGUGCCUUGAGGAACGCCUCAGUUACGCCAAUCCCAAUUUUGGACCCCAGUGUUCUACGUUGGCUAACAAGGUUCAAAUGUCAAUGCGGGGAUCUGCCCAUGGGUGUUUCCGCUUGUCCAAGCUCCUCUAUACUGUACAACCUUGGAGUUUGAUAUUUUUCAUUUUUAAAACCAAUACAAGAUACUGAUUAUUAUUAUUUUUUAACCAUUAGGGUUCCCUUCAAGUCGGGUCCCAUGGACCCAGAUAGGUCUUACUAUACUUUUUUUUUUUUUUUAAAUAAGCUAAAAUCUCCAGAUCAGCGGUGUUCAAAUUUUUUCCAGUGAGGGGCCCCGUAAAUAAAAAUUGAAGGACACAGGGGCCACUUUGAUUCAUUUUUGUACAGUAAAAAACCUACAAAGAAUGCGAAUCAAUAAAUAAAUGCUAAACUAUCGCAACACAGCUCUGUUUUAUCAGUAACAAAGCAUAUUCGACAUAAUUAUGCCAUAAAUUUAGCAUUUUCAACCAUAAAAAUGGCUAAAUCAUAUAAAAAUACUGAUUCUACAGUAGCAUUGGCCACUAGAUGAGAAUUUAAAGCCAAAUGUUAGCAUGCACACACUUAAUAGUCCGAACUUGGUACUUCACGCAUUCGAGCUGUUAGCAUGCCAAUGUUAGCAUUUAAGUUAAGCUCCACAUUUCAAUUUCACUACAAAUUGCAUAUUCUAUUUUUUUUAUUGUGUUCUGUUUGUUUUGUUUUUCAAAUGUGUCGCCAGCCCAUUAAAAAAACCCGUUGUGAGCCACAAAUGGGCCGCACUUUGAACACCUUUGCUCUAGAUCGACUUUAAAACUGUCUGUCGAUAUGAAUUAGUAUUUAUUUUUUGACUGUUUAAAGCCCUUUUUGUUACAGAAAACCGUUUUUUUAUGGCAAAAUAUGCAACAUUUCACUCUUUCUUCCAAAGUUUUUAAAAGUGGAAUAUUUAAUGUGAUGUUAUUUGAGCCGUAAAUAGUUCAAUAAUUCUUUUUUUUUUUCUUUAUUUCAUUAUUAUUUUGGGGCAAUAACAGUUAAAAAAAACCAUAAUAAAAUUCUCAAAUAUACAAAAGUGUUAAAAAUGAGUCCUACAUUAUUUAUUUAUUUUUUAAAAUCAAAACCCUUAUCUCUCUAGAUCAACAUCAGUUAAAAAAAAAUCAUAAGCUAGUGGCGUGGCGCAGUGGGGAGAGUGGCCGUGCGCAACCCGAGGGGCACGGGUUCAAAUCCCACCUAGAACCAACUUCAUCACGUCCGUUGUGUCCUGAGCAAGACACUUCACCCUUGCUCCUGAUGGGUGCUGGUUGGCGCCUUGCAUGGCAGCUCCCUCCAUCAGUGUGUGAAUGUGUGUGUGAAUGGGUAAAUGUGGAAGUAGUGUCAAAGCGCUUUGAGUACCUUGAAGGUAGAAAAGCGCUAUACAAGUACAACCCAUUUAUUUAUUAUUUAUUUAUAAUAAAAUUUUCAAGGAUACAGAAGUGUUAAAAAUGAGUGAUACAUUAAUUCAAUUUUUAUUUAGGUCAAAACCAUUGUAUCUGGAUCAAUUACAUCAUCUACCUGUCGAUUGUAAACUUCUUUAUUGUUUUUUGAAUGUUUUUGUUUGCUUAAUACCAUUUUGUCAUGGAAAAUCUUUUUUUUUAUGGCAAAAAAAUACUUCAAAAUGUUUGGAGCCUUCUAUAGAUCAAUAAUUCAUAACGACAUUGAUUUUGACAGUUUAUACCAGGGGUCUCAAACUCACUUUACCUGGAUGCAGAGUCUGGGUGAGGCUGGAUCGCAAGAAAAGAUUUCCCCCAAAAUGUUUGCAUACUCCUCAGCAUAAAAUAUAUUUGUAAUGAGCCGAUGCAUGGAGAAUAAUGUUAUUCCCGCAAUGUGUGUCAUUCCGCUUUUCCUCC